This is a messenger RNA of Aplysia californica (California sea hare), 741 nucleotides long. RefSeq lists its product as uncharacterized. The record is from RefSeq and is a predicted model, not a curated record. Gene Ontology annotation, cellular component: Ino80 complex. Gene Ontology annotation, biological process: chromatin remodeling. NCBI's taxonomy places the organism in Eukaryota, Metazoa, Mollusca, Gastropoda, Aplysiida, Aplysiidae.
CCUCUAUCGAAUACAACAAUCGCAGCUGCCGAGUUCUCUGAAGAUGUGUCCCAAACUCCCAGUGAAGGCACAUUAAUGGACAUAGAAAUAGAAGAAGCAGAAGAUAUUGAAGUGGUGGAGGAGCUAGUUACCGUAGAUGUCUUGGAAUGUCCUGAAAUUGAAACUGAAACAAUUUUAACAGUUGACGCCUCAGCAGAUGAUUCCAUAGCCUCAGAUCAGGCUGCAGUGAGUACUCCAGGAACAGAUCAGACUGCUGCUGAGGACAAUUCAGAAGCAGAAAAACCGUCUUCAGUUUUCGUCUUCAAAGAUCCUAAUUUUGUGCAUUCAAGUAAAGGGCCAGGUGGAAAUAAAAGGACGCGCGUGUGGAAGAAUCUCAAGCAGAUCAUAGCAGCAGAGAGGUCUUUGCCAUGGGGUCCAGAUGCUGUCACAUAUGGAUCAAUAGAUGCGCCCCCCUCUUUUAAGCCAGCCAAAAAGUAUUCAGACAUUUCCGGUUUAGAGUCAAAGUAUACAGAUCCUCAGACAAGAAUGCGUUAUACCAACGCUGAUGAAUAUAGGAGAAUCAGAAUGCUACCAGCAGACAUUGUGGCCGGUUGCUUGGCGUUACGGAAGGCGACUAAUCCAGUCCCUUGAUGCAGUGGAGUUUGGUGUCUAAGAAAGGAUGUUUAUACAUUUUUGAAGAAUUGUACUUGUAAAAAGGUGUUCAUAUUAUGUAAAUAAAAAUUAUGGAAUACUUGAUCUCAG